UCUGCGGAGUACGACGUGUGAUGUACACGUUCGGUUGCUAGCGAUAUGACAACGCGACGUUUUCUCUCCCGUGCGGGGCCCUUGAUGUGGCCGUCUGCUACAAUCGUGCUUUUGCUCCUCGUAGCGGCAACCACCGCCGGAAGCAGUGAAAAUGAACUUUGCCAGCCAAAGGAUGGAGGCUCUGGGAAGUGCAUGCAUAUCAGUUUAUGUCCAUCAGCUAUCCAUAAGGUGUACCAAGGUAUCAUGCCAGACUUAUGUGGCUUCCAAGGCAGGGUAGCCAUAGCGUGUUGUGAAAAUUCUACUGCCUCCAAUCAACUAAUCGCACGAUAUCAACCACUCAGAAAGACUGAAAUAAAACCAAAUGGAAUACCUGAAUCAACAACCAAACCACCAAACAGCAGCCUUGGCUCACAGUUCCAGUCUCCCUCUACACAAUGUGGUAACACUUCAAGUCAGCAAAUUAGGAGGCAUAUUAGUGAAAAGAAUGGUGAACUGUGCCAGCUAAAGAAUGGAGGCUCUGGGAAGUGCCUGCAUAUCAGUUUAUGUCCAUCAGCUAUCCACAAGGUGUACAAAGGUAUCGAGCUGGACAUAUGUGGCUUCCAAGGCAGCGUAGCUAUCGUGUGUUGUGAAGAUCCUGCUGCCUCCAAACAACUAAUCGCAGGAGAUCAACCACCUAGGAUGCCUGACACACAACCAAAUGUAAUACCUGACUCAACAACCACUUCACCAAACAGCAGCCUUGUUUCAAAGUUCCAGUCUACCACUACACAAUCUGGUAACACUUCAAGUCAACAAAUUAGGAAGCGUGUUAGUGAAGAGAAAUGUGAUGAGUAUAAAAGGCCUUUGGACGAGGCAGCUAAAAUUCGUUUUCCAUUAAUUUAUCAGUUCAUUGUUGGAGGUAAGAAAGCUACUGUUGGAGAGUUUCCUCACAUGGCUGCUAUUGGUUAUCAAGUUGAUGGUAAUCUGGAAUGGAGCUGUGGGGGAUCAUUAAUCAGUGAAUAUUAUGUCCUUACUGCUGCACACUGCACACAUAUUGGAAAGUAUCCUGCUGUAAUAGUUCGUCUUGGUGAGCAUAAUCUGAAAAGUGAUGAUGAUGGAGCACUUCCUGUUGAUUAUCACAUUGCAGAUUUAGUGCGCCAUCCUGAAUACAAAGGACCAAGCAAAUACAAUGACAUUGCUCUGUUACGUCUUAGUGAGCGUGUGAAUUUCACAUGGCCUAUACGACCUGCUUGUCUCUACACACAUGAUAAAUUCUCAGAUAGCAGGGCAGUUGCUACUGGUUGGGGUAAAACUGAGUAUGCUGGAAAAUCAAGUGACAUUUUGCAGAAAGUUGAUCUUGACAUAGUAGAUAAUGAAAUGUGCAAUAACUUAUGGAAAAGUCUUGGCAAGAUCACAUCUCUGCCUCAUGGAAUUGCACCAUCAAUGUUAUGUGCCGGGGUCAGUGCAGGAGACAAAGACACUUGUCAGGGUGAUUCUGGUGGACCACUUCAGAUGUCCAUCAAAAUAGGAAGACAACAUUUGUAUCAUGUUAUUGGAGUGACAUCAUUUGGGAAUUACUGUGCUGGAAAAGAUUCACCAGGAGUCUAUACACGUGUCUCUUCUUUUAUUACAUGGAUUGAGAGCAUUGUGUGGCCAGAUGGUUAGCUUAAUGAACGGAUUACCAACUUGUAAAAAGUUUCAUGUGGCUAGCUGAUGGUUUCAUUGGUGUAUGUUGCGACUGCAGAUCUAACACUCAGAUAUUCAGCCAAAAAGUUGUUAAAAUCAAUUCAUUACAUAUGCUAUCACAUUUUUUUCUGAUAAAUAUCAAAUGACCUUACUUUACACAAAACCAACAUUUUAAUUUUGAUGUAAAUAUACAUUAUUAAUCAAGAACUUAAAUUACAAAUCUCAUGACUUGAA
Schistocerca gregaria is the source of this 1899-nucleotide messenger RNA. Its product is annotated as serine protease snake-like. Gene Ontology annotation, molecular function: serine-type endopeptidase activity. Gene Ontology annotation, biological process: proteolysis. The record is from RefSeq and is a predicted model, not a curated record. The coding region runs from base 46 to 1644 and encodes 532 amino acids. Lineage: Eukaryota; Metazoa; Arthropoda; Insecta; Orthoptera; Acrididae. The transcript has 10 exons.